This is a messenger RNA of Salpingoeca rosetta, 3537 nucleotides long. RefSeq lists its product as uncharacterized. The record is from RefSeq and is a predicted model, not a curated record. NCBI's taxonomy places the organism in Eukaryota, Choanoflagellata, Craspedida, Salpingoecidae. Bases 74 to 3478 code for a protein of 1134 amino acids. The transcript has 32 exons. Gene Ontology annotation, cellular component: nucleus; ubiquitin ligase complex; cytoplasm. Gene Ontology annotation, molecular function: ubiquitin-ubiquitin ligase activity. Gene Ontology annotation, biological process: protein polyubiquitination.
GACUGCUGACACGACGACAAGACAACAAGAAACGGCAGACAAGACAAGCAAGCAGCAAGCAGCCCGCGACAAGAUGGACGGGAGCGACGAGCAACAGCAGCAACGGCAGCAACGGCAGCCAGAGGAGGAGGAGCAGGGGCCACAGGACGGAGGCGAGGCAGCCACCCACGGACAGCCUGCCGAACCCGUUGCUCGACCAGCGAAUGACAUCCGUGCAAAACGGCUGGCACGCUUGGCCAGGCUACAGUCAACACCACCGUCCAAACGGGCUGCACAGGAGGAUUCAGCGACGAGUGAGACGCCAAUUACAGCCAGCAAAGAUGAGAAAACCAACACCGCAACAGCGGCUGCAACCACCACAUCAAUGGACACCAGCAACACCAGCAGCAACACCAGCAGCGGCGACAACCCUUUCCUGAGCCUGACCCAAGACGAUGCAGCACCCGCCAAAACAGGUGCUUCACAGCAAGCUUCGCCAGCCAAAUUGCCAAAGGCCAUGUCGCCAUCUCGAUCAUCGCCAGCAUCAGCGGCAGCGUCAAACGUCCUGUACGAGUACGCACACGACUUUGCUCGCACCGUUCUCAAUGUGGAAUACAGAGACCAGGGCGACCUGUCAAUUGCACAGAUGCGUCUGUCCAACAGCGGCAGCGGUGCUCAGCCCGUCCCCUGCCCGCACCUGCUCCAGGAAUUCAAGGACGACACAGAGCUCGACGAGCGCAAGUUUGUCGACGCCAUCAUUAUGGCGCAUCUCCUUGCUGAUGCCCCCGCAGCUCCGAAAUCCAUCGCGUAUCUUGCACAAUGUUUCCACCGUGCCGCUGGCCGUCUGCGCGUGCUGCCUCCAAAGUCGCGGCUGCGGCGCCUGGCAGAACUGACGCAAGAGCUUGCAGCGAGCUAUGCAAACACGAUCCUCAUGCUGGACGAGCCCAUGUUCCCCGUGGACGCGGAGACGCGUGAUGCGCGCAAGUGGGUUGUGCAGGCGCUGCUGACAAAGGCGGAGCUGGGUCCGUUCCUCUCUGCUGUCGUGGACGUGUGUGCACAGGACGACCCAGCAGGCAUCGAAACGAUCUUUCUGCCUGUGCUGAGCGAGCUGUGUGAGAUUGCGCGGCAGACACGCGACAUCCAGCAAGCCCUGCCAGUCCUGCAGGCGUUCCAGGCGUGCUGCAGUCUCGGCACCGCCCACAAAGGGCAGCCCCUUCCCGUGGCACACGCGCUUGUGAUGCAUGCCAACUUCCUGCCCGACAGCGAGACGGCGGCGGCGGUGACAAACUCACCCAUCGGCGUCUUCCUCGAGCCAGGCGUCAUUCCAUCAGAGCAGCCAUUCCCGCUGCUUGCAUCACGGCCACGGUUCUCGGCAGCGUCGCUCUUUACCGUCAAGGACCGCAGGCUGCCGCCGUCUGUUGUUGAGUCGACGCAGUCCACGCUGCGGACAUCCCUCGCGCUCUAUCGACAGCACCUUGUCCAGACGUGCAAGGGCUUUCUCAGGACGGCUGAUGGGCGCCAGCGGUUCUUUGCGUUUCUGAAGAUUGCUUGUGCCGUGAAUGCAAAACGCGCACAGCUCGGGUCCCAGCUCGCUGGCGCAAACCUCAUGCUGUUCACGAAUUCCGACAACGUCGCCAUGAACCUCACCGUCCUCAUGAAGCAGCUGAGCCACAAGCUGGUCACGUUUGAUGCUGCGAAACUCAAGGCGAAGGCGAUUGAUUUUGACAUUCGCAUGCUCGCCAUGGAGGAUGCACCCAACGACACACAGAAGGAGACGCGACUGAAGGCGUCGGAGGAGGAGACGAAGAAGUGGUUUGAGGACACGCGGGCAGAGCUGCAGGCGUCCCCGCUGCCAGAGAAAACCAUUAUGCUGUCACGGCAGUUCUUCACAACGCUGCAUGUGCUGCACAUUGGCUUCCUGCCGGCAACAGCGCGCCUCAACGCCACAUACCGCUCUGGCCGCAGCCGGCUUGCCUUCAUUGACCGCGAACUGGCAGCAGCGAGGCAGCGCGGGGAGCAGGCUGCACAGCUUGCCGCACAGCUUGACACGCUCAUUGCUGAGCGGCUCGCGUUUGAGGCAGAUGUGCUCAACGAAGCGCUGCUGGGCGACUUGGUUGAGUUUUACGGCUUUGUCGCCGCGUGGCUGCUCCAAGUGGCUGGCGGAAACGACACCAUCCCGCUUCCUGCCGAGAUUUCGCCGCAGUGGGCGAACAUGCCAGAGUACUUUGUGUACGACGUGAUUGAGUUCUUCCUCUUCGUCGCAAGGAGUGCCCCGCAUCUGUUCACGUCGACGGCGGCAACGCCGUACAUCAUGCGCUUCUUCGUUGCCUUUCUCCUCAGCUCAAAGCACAUUCCCAUCGCCUUUGAGCGCUCAAAGAUUGUCGAGAUACUGUCGAGUCUGCUGCCUGACAAAGCACCCAACACGUCGUUCCUGUCUUCGCUGCUGCAGACGGACCUCGGCAUGAACCACCUUGGACCAGCGCUCAUGCGCUUCUACGUUGAUGCGGAGGAGGUGGACUACUACGCCCGCCCAGGCGUCCGCUACAAUCUCCAGCUCAUCCUCAAGUCAAUGUGGCAGAACCCGAAGAGCCGUGACGCAAUCAUCGCCAGCACGCAGGACGACGGCUUUGUUCGUUUCGUCAUGCUGCUGAUCAACGACACCACCCUCUUCUUUGACGAAGUGUUUGACUGUUUGGUGAAGAUCAAGAAUCUGAAGCGGCGUCUGGCGCAGGCAGAAUGGACUGACGAAGACCAGACACGCGAGGAGGCUCAGCAAGAGCUGCCGAAGCUCGAGAACCAGGCCAAGACACUGUCCAUGCUCGCUGGGGAGACGCUGCACUUCUUCAACAAUCUCUCUGGCGCUGUUGUCGACCCGUUUCUGCGGACGGAGGUGGUUGGUCGUCUCGCGGGCAUGCUCAACAGCAACAUCAGGUGGCUCUUUGGUCCACAAGCAAGCAAGAUGGAGCUUGACCAGCUGCGCGAGUACGACUUCAACCCCAUUGAAGUUCUGCGCCAGCUCGUCGCCAUCUAUCUUCACUGCUCCCGCAUCCCCACCCGUGGGCCCGAUAACCCAGACCCCAAGUUCAUCUCCGCUGUGAUUGAGGAUGCACGCUACGACCACUCGUUCCUCCUCAAGGCGCUCGCAACUCUCGAGCGAAACUCAACCGCUUACGAUGAUGUGAAGCACUUCCGGCAGCUGAUUCAAGUGGCCAAGGCUGCGCAUGAGGAGAUGCAGACGGAGGAAGCGGAUCUCGGAGACAUUCCCGACGAGUAUCUUGAUCCCGUCAUGUACACCUUGAUGAAGGACCCCGUGAAACUGCCGUCCAGCCAGACCAUCAUGGACCGCUCUGUGAUUAUCCAGCACCUCCUCUCAGAUCCCACCGAUCCGUUCAACCGCAGCCCACUCUCUGCAGAUGACCUCGUGCCAGUGCCCGAGCUCAAGGCUGAGAUUGAUGAGUGGCUGGCAGCCAAGAAGCAAGCAGCCAAGUCGCAGCCUUGAAUUGCCGAAACUUGUUUGAUGAUGUUCAUGAAUUUUCAGUAAACGAGCACAAUCCAACA